UGCUUCGCUUAAGGCUCGUUGCAAAAUCUCAAAACAGUAGACACCCACCACCGCUCACGACGUCGUUCCGCCCUUCCUCUGCAACCCGAGGCAAGCGUCGAAAGGUCGGAGCAGAUCGCCGAUUCGUCGGAACCUCCGGGGAGCAGAGCUCGAGCUUCCGGCAUCCGUACCGACCACGACGGCGAAAAUGGAGGAGAGACAAACGACGAGCUCGAUGGCGCCGGCGACGGCGACGGCGACGGCGGCGAAGCCGAAGACGGGGACGACGAAGCAGAAGCGCGCGCGCUCGGGGUUCUGGAGAUGGCUCGUCGCGUCGGUCGCGUUCCGGCUCGCCCUCGUCUACCUCCCCAGGAACCUCCGCCUGUCCACCCGCCCCGAGGUCGCCACCCCGCUCACCAGCAUUCGCCGCCUUGCCGAAGGCUACUGGUUGAAGCAGUCGGCGAUGUCUCCCUACGCAGGUUCCAUGUAUCACGGUUCUCCUUUGCUGUUGCUCGUUCUCGGACCUCUCGCUGUCAAAAGAAUUGAAGGACAACCAGAGCAUCUUCUAUGCAGUCUUCUUCUUGUGAUUGCAGAUAUUCUCAAUGCAAUGCUUAUUCGUGCAAUUGGUCAGAGUCUGCAGAAGGCAUAUGCCCAGCAUCUGGAAUCUCUGGAUCUUUUCAAUUUGUCAGAAGAAUCAGGGAUGUUACCAUCGGGAGACAUUGCAGCCCUGGUCUAUCUGUGGAACCCUUUCACAAUAGUUGCAUGUGUGGGUCUAUCGACAUCUCCUAUUGAAAAUUUGGCAAUCCUAUUAGCCCUUUUUGGUGCUUGUAAAGGACUGGUUCCCUUGGCAGCUUUUGGAUGGGUCUUGGCUACUCACAUGUCUCUUUAUCCUGCAAUACUUAUAAUUCCAAUUAUUCUCUUCUUGGGGUAUGGUCCAGAUGCUCCUCCUAGAAAAUUGUUGCCGCAAAGGAGCUACAGGACAUGUGGAAGUAGUCCUUCCAGCGAUCAGUAUUGUAAAACAGAGGAUGUGACAGACCUGUUGGAACUCCGAAUUCUCUUCUCAUGGAGACGAGUCACGCAAUUCCUACUCUGGACUUUUAUCUGGGGAAUCUAUUUUUUGUUUCUUUGUGAUAUUUCUGUCAAGCAGUAUGGUGGUCUUUCAGAGAUGUUUAAAAGAACAUACGGUUUCAUUCUUACUGUGAAGGACUUGUCUCCAAAUAUAGGUGUCUUAUGGUACUUCUUUGCUGAAGUCUUUGACUUCUUCAGAGAUUUUUUUCUUAUAGUUUUCCAUGUGAAUAUCUUGUUUAUGAUGCUACCACUUGCCAUACGGCUGAAACACCAACCUGGCUUUCUGGCUUUUGUGUAUCUCGCAAUCUCUUCAAUGUUCAAGUCCUAUCCUUCAAUUGGAGAUUCGGCUCUUUACUUGGGUGUAUUGGCUUUGUUCGUGAAUGAACUGGCAGAGAUGAAGUUCUCUUUCUUCCUCUUCUGUGGAUAUGUUGGAGUGUCUCUCCUUAGCCCUGUCAUGCACAACUUAUGGAUUUGGAGGGGCACUGGCAAUGCAAACUUCUAUUUUGCCACCGCUAUGGCAUAUGCUUGCUUGCAGAUUAUUUUGGUGGUGGAGAGUGUCAGCGCCAUGCUCAACCAUGACAGAAAGUUAAGAAAAUUAACUACAGCGCCGCUAGCUGAUGGCAAAUCUUAGGCCCUUGUUGUGACCGGUGGCAGCUGUUUUUCAACGUUGACGGAUGUUCAACGCUUAAAGAUUCUCAGGAGCAGAGAAGCUGCAAAGGUUUCUGCACAGAUCAAUCCCACAUGUUCGGGCACCUUCUUUCUCUCCCCCCGGCUUGAUGUUUUGGGCUUUUAGUCUUGAUCCUCUUCCAAAAAUUAUAGCUCAUUCCGUGAUGAUGAGUUUUGGGUGGAUGUUGGUUACGACAUUGCACCAAUUUUAUAUCAUCUUCUUAUGUCUAGCUUCAGGGCAUCAUCAUCUAUAGCAGACACGGUCUGCUUGUCGAGUGGAAAAUGCCGGUAUAAAAAAUACGAAAGUUCUUCAUUUCGGCAUAA
Eucalyptus grandis is the source of this 2037-nucleotide messenger RNA. RefSeq names its product phosphatidylinositol glycan anchor biosynthesis class U protein. Gene Ontology annotation, cellular component: GPI-anchor transamidase complex; membrane. Lineage: Eukaryota; Viridiplantae; Streptophyta; Magnoliopsida; Myrtales; Myrtaceae. Gene Ontology annotation, biological process: protein localization to cell surface; attachment of GPI anchor to protein. The coding region runs from base 188 to 1678 and encodes 496 amino acids. The record is from RefSeq and is a predicted model, not a curated record. The transcript has 14 exons.